Messenger RNA from Asparagus officinalis (garden asparagus), 1734 nucleotides. Its product is annotated as la-related protein 1C. The coding region runs from base 301 to 1497 and encodes 398 amino acids. The record is from RefSeq and is a predicted model, not a curated record. Gene Ontology annotation, molecular function: RNA binding. NCBI's taxonomy places the organism in Eukaryota, Viridiplantae, Streptophyta, Magnoliopsida, Asparagales, Asparagaceae. The transcript is spliced from 6 exons.
UUCCUCCGCGCUGAUCGCAUCGGAUCUCAGCCGCCGCAAAGAUUUCUCUUUUUGGAACCGUAACAUGCAUCACUAGCUUCCUAACCCUAACCCAAAAGAAACCCCUAAUCCCUUCCCUCACCCCCGAUCAAUCGAUCCAAACCCUAACCCUAACCCUAACCCUAACUUCCCAAUGGCGUCUGCUACCACUGCCGAUUCCCCUCGAUCGACGUCAAUGUCGCGGCGGCGGCAGCCGAUUCGCGCGGGAAAAGUCGGCCGUGGAACGUGCCAUCUAAUGGCGCGAUCGAGGUGGGGCCCGUCAUGGGCGCCGCCUCCUGGCCUGCGCUAACGGAGUCCACCAGGGCUUCGCCCAAAUCGCCGCCCUCUGAUUCGCUGAAAUCGCUCUCCGAUGGCCUAGUCCCUUCUUCUCCGGAGCCGUUAGUAUCAUCUCCUUCCGAAAAAUCAUCUCCAAACCCUAAAAGCCCUAAUCAGAUUCAAAACCCAAUGCCUCCUUCCCGCCAGAAACCACUGAAAGUCGGCGAAAGAAGUAGCACUGUGACCCCGGCCAAUGUUGGAGCCGGACCCACAUUGCAGAUUGCUCCUGAACAUUCUCCUAGAGCCUCUAGGAGUGGUGGACCCACUCCACAACCUCGUGGUGGGGCCAAUCAUCAUCGGGGCUUUGGUGGUAAUAGGAGGGGGAAUGCCGGUGGUGGGUCCCAUAGCAACCAUGGGAACUGGCACCAUAGAAAUGGCCAAGUGCACCGAGGAGGGAUGAAGUCGUAUCCGAGGCCGAUGCAGCCUCUCUCUCCACCCUUUGCUGGUCCUCCUCCACCGUUUCAGCCUUUUGUUGGGAAUGCCAUGGGCUUCCCGGAAUACUUUGUGAUGCCGCAGACGCCUCCAUCUCUUGAGUCAGUUAGGGGCAUGCCUUUUGUUUCGCAUCCGAUACCACAUGCCAUGUUUUUUCCGGCAAUGGAUCCGCAAAGUGCUAUGUUAUUGAAGCAGAUAGAUUAUUAUUUUAGUUCUGAAAACUUAUGUAAAGAUGUAUACUUGCGGCAGAAUAUGGAUGAUGAGGGUUGGGUUCCUAUAUCCUUGAUCGCUGGCUUCAACAAAGUGAAGCAAUUAACUAACAACAUACAAUAUAUACUAGAUACUGUGCGGUUGUCAACACUGGUGGAAGUACAUGAUGAUAAAAUUAGGAGACGCACCGAUUGGAAAAACUGGUUGCUGGUUCCACCUUCGAGUUCUCAUGGUUCCCCAUCUGGUAAAAGUGAUGAUGAUGUGGCUAAACACCUACAGAAUGUCACUCUAGAGGGCAAUUCCACUACCCACAAUACGAGAGGAACAACAAUUCAUGCAGAUAAUAUAUUUCUUACGAGGUCAGCAUCUGGAAACCUCAACAACCAAUUUUAUCCGAGCAGUGAUGGGAGUGGCAGUGACGAGAGUGGGCAGUUCAGUGGGUUCACUCUUUCAGAGAAAUCGGCUUCUUCUAGAAGCUUAACAAGGAGUGAUACUUUAUAAGAGCGGUGAGUGUUGCAUCACUCUUCUGUCGGACAAAUUUGGCAUCAGCUAAGUUCUGAGAAAAUUAUAUGUAUAUGAUUUGAGUUCAAUGGUGAAGUUUGUAUAGUUUGGACGAGGGACCUUGUUAAUGCGGUCAUAGAGGGUGUUAUUGCACUGUUUUUUAACUCUCUCGAACCUCCAAUUUUUGGGAGGGUCAUGAAAUCUAGAAUUAUAUGAAAACUUGAUUACCUUUUUAUG